GGAAAUCAAACAGAAACAUCAAAUUCUCAGAAUUCACAUCAUUACCAACCCGAAUCCCCUCCCCUCCUCAUCAAAUUCUCCGGAUGAAUCCCUAGUGCCCUCAUUAGGCAAACAGAAGAGAGUGAAUUUGGAAAUUAAAAUUCAAUCAAAAAAGCAAGAAGCCCAGUUGGUUGGGGCUGUUUUUUCUGCGAACAGACAUGGCGGGGGGCACUUCUUCCCUCAUGGAUACUCUCUUCCAGCGCAAUCUGGACGACGUGAUCAAAGGCCUCCGCCUGCAGCUCAUCGGCGAGUCCGCCUUCAUCUCCAAGGCCCUCGACGAGAUCCGCCGCGAGCUCAAGUCCACCGACCCCCAUUCCAAGUCCACCGCCCUCCACAAGCUCUCCUACUUAUCCUCCCUCCACCACCACGACAUGUCCUGGGCCGCCUUCCACGUCGUCGAGGUCAUGUCCUCCUCGCGCUUCGCCCACAAGCGGAUCGGCUACAACGCCGCCUCGCUCUCCUUCCACGACGCCACCCCUGUUCUCCUGCUCAUCACCAACCAGCUCCGCAAGGAUCUCACCAGCACCAACGAGUUGGAGGUAAGUCUCGCCCUUGAAUGCCUCUCCAGAAUUGCCACUGCUGAUCUUGCUAGAGAUUUAACCCCUGAAAUAUUCACUUUGUUGUCGAGUAGUAAGGUUUUCGUUAGGAAGAAAGCCAUUGGCGUUGUUUUGAGGGUGUUUGCCAAAUACCCAGAUGCCGUGAGAGUGUGUUUUAAGCGUUUGGUUGAGAAUUUAGAUAGCUCGGACCCCCAGAUUUUGUCUGCGGUUGUUGGGGUCUUUUGCGAGCUGGCCUCGAAAGACCCCGGAUCAUAUCUUCCUCUGGCGCCUGAGUUUUAUAGGAUAUUAGUGGAUUCUAAGAACAAUUGGGUCUUGAUUAAGGUAUUGAAGAUUUUUGCCAAGUUGGCUCCAUUAGAGCCGAGGUUGGCAAAGAGGGUUGUUGAGCCAAUAUGCGAGCAUAUGAGGAGGACCGGGGCGAAAUCACUGAUGUUUGAGUGUGUUAGGACUAUUGUGAGUAGUUUGAGUGAAUAUGAAUCUGCUGUGAGGCUUGCUGUCGCGAAGAUUCGGGAAUUGUUGGUUGAUGAUGAUCCAAAUCUUAAGUAUCUUGGAUUGCAGGCGCUUUCGAUUGUUGCACCAAAGCACUAUUGGGCAGUGUUGGAGAACAAGGAGGUUGUGAUUAAGGCGUUGAGUGAUGCGGAUCCUAAUAUCAAGCUUGAGUCCUUGCGUCUUGUGAUGGCAAUGGUUGCUGAGAGUAAUGUGAUGGAAAUUUCUAGGGUUUUGGUGAAUUAUUCUCUUAAAUCUGACCCAGAUUUUUGUAAUGAGAUUCUGGGGUCCAUUUUAUCAACAUGUUCUAGAAAUGUGUAUGAGAUGAUUAUUGACUUUGAUUGGUAUGUGUCGCUUCUUGGAGAAAUGUCAAGGAUUCCACAUUGCCAAAAGGGUGAUGAAAUCGAGAAUCAGCUAAUUGAUAUUGGUAUUAGGGUCAAGGAUGUUAGACCCGAGCUUGUUCGGGUUGCUCGUGAUCUGCUGAUUGAUCCUGCAUUACUUGGUAACCCUUUCUUGCAUAGGAUAUUAUCUGCUACUGCUUGGGUGUCAGGGGAGUAUGUUGAGUUCUCAAGGAAUCCAUUUGAACUUAUGGAGGCACUUUUACAACCUCGUACGAGUCUCUUGCCACCUUCAAUAAGGGCAGUUUAUAUCCAUUCUGCUUUUAAAGUAUUAAUCUUUUGCCUGCAUUCUUACCUGCUGCAAAGGGAGAGCAUUACAUCCACUUGUCCUGAUAAUUUGGCACUGGGUGUUUCAGAAUUAGUCUUGAAAAGGGAAAUGCCAGAGGGUUCUGAUUUGGCAACAUGUGAAGGCCCUCCUGCUCAUGGCGAACAGGAUGAAGGGUUCAACCCAAGGGUUUCAAAUCAAUCAUUUGAAGAUCUUUCUGUAGAAAAUGGUGGGGAAAGAAUUAUUAGUCAUGGUCAGACAUCUACCCCUGGUACCUUGGAGAACGGUUACACAUAUGAAUCUAUUGUUAACCUAUUAAAUCUAAUUGAAUUGGCUCUGGGCCCACUCAUAGGUAGCCAUGAUGUAGAAAUACUGGAGAGAGCACGGAAUCUAUUAUGUUUCAUUGAGUUGAUUAAGGGAAAACUACCUGAAUGCUUAGUGCAGAAGGAAGAAAAUUUGGAAAGUGAAGAGAUGAAAGCUUCCAAAAUCAUCGAACUGAUGUGUGAUGCUUUUUCUGAGGAGCUUUGUCCAGUCUCAGUUAGUGCUCAGGAAAGAGUUCCUAUACCAGAAGGGUUAGUGCUUAAGGAGAAUCUUGAUGAUUUGGAGACAAUAUGUGGUGAUAUUCAACUACCUCCAUCAAUUUCAUUUUCUCUUGGAAGUCCUCAUUAUGAGGAGGGGGUUAGUGCUUCUCUCUCUGACCUUCAGAGCAAAGAAGAGUCAGAACCAUCAAACGAGUCCACGUCUCUGCUCAGGGAACACCGUAAGCGGCAUGGAUUAUACUAUCUUCCUUCAGAGAAAAAUGAAAUUGUAGCAACAGAUUAUCCACCUGCCAAUGACCCUAAGUUGCAGGAUUAUCUUAAUAAAGACGCUGAUGAUCUAGUUAAGCUUACAGAGGAAUCACUUGUCGCAAAGAAAAAGGCAAACCAUGCAAAGCCUAGGCCUGUAGUGGUGAAAUUGGAUGAAGGAGAGGUCGUAUCUAUUUCAGCCAAAAGGCCAGAGCUGAAAGAUGAUUUGCUCUCUGGUGCUGUGCGGGAAGUUCUUUUAGGAAGUGACACCAGGACAACUUCCUCGCGAAGUAACCCAUCUGAUAAGUCUUCCAGUAAAAGAAAAGGGAAGGAAAAACUAAACAUUGGUCCUUCCGAAUUGAAAGAUAAUUUGGGUGAUGCGGAAAAGCAUGAGCAUGAAAAUCCAAGUUCAAGAAGAAGCAGACACCGUACUCAUGGUAAGGAGAGAAGACAUAAGAGUCCAGGAAAGAUUAGUGAGGAAACGGAAGAAAAUGGUCAGAAAGGAAAGCAAAAGAGUAGUCAUCACCAUGCUAAGCAUAAAGCUCGACGAAGAGCUGAUACGCCCUUGGAUGUGGUUUCACAAACAACAGUAAUUCCGGAUUUUCUUUUGUAGCGUUAAGGAUCUGGAUUCAUUAUUUGUCAUCAGAUGCCACAGAGAACGUCAUUGUCCCCUGUACUCAAUCACUUUGACUGAUAAGGUCAGUUCAAUUGUAGAUUUUACACCACCUUUUUUUUUUUUUUUGGAGAGGGUUUGUGGUUGCUUUAAACUUUUGGAUUUGGUUUUCCCAUUUUACUCGAAGUGAAUCUCAUCAAAGUAAAAUUUCAAAUUUAAGGUUA
Messenger RNA from Corylus avellana, 3364 nucleotides. RefSeq names its product delta-adaptin (gene DELTA-ADR). Gene Ontology annotation, cellular component: membrane coat; endosome membrane; AP-3 adaptor complex. Gene Ontology annotation, biological process: protein targeting to vacuole; Golgi to vacuole transport. The record is from RefSeq and is a predicted model, not a curated record. Lineage: Eukaryota; Viridiplantae; Streptophyta; Magnoliopsida; Fagales; Betulaceae.